Molecule: messenger RNA, 800 nt
Organism: Diuraphis noxia (Russian wheat aphid)
Lineage: Eukaryota; Metazoa; Arthropoda; Insecta; Hemiptera; Aphididae
Product: ras-related protein M-Ras-like
Biological process (GO): signal transduction
Cellular component (GO): membrane
Molecular function (GO): GTP binding; GTPase activity
Source: RefSeq, a predicted model, not a curated record
AUGGCAUUGACGUUCGCAAACAAGCUGUCGUCAAGGUUUGCAUACACGACCCAACAAGAGUUGACCCGCCAUCGGCGCGCCAUAACCCAGGCCCCCAACCAUCCAUUACCUACAUACAAGCUGGUAGUGGUCGGUGACGGCGGUGUGGGUAAGAGCGCGAUCACCAUUCAAUUUUUCCAGAAAAUGUUUGUAGCCGAUUAUGAUCCUACCAUCGAGGACAGCUAUAUUCAACACACAUGCGUGGACGAUGAAUUUUGUGUGCUUGACGUAUUGGACACGGCCGGUCAAGAGGAGUUCAGCGCGAUGCGAGAGCAGUACAUGAGAAAAGGAGAUGGUUUCAUGAUUGUCUAUUCGGUCACCGACCCGAACAGUUUCAAAAACGUUCCUAAUUUUUUCACUCAGAUACUUCGGGUCAAAGACAGAGACGAAUAUCCAAUACUGCUGGUGGCCAACAAGGUGGACCUGGUGCAUUUGCGCAAGAUCAGCGAGAGCGAAGGUCGCGCGAUGGCUGACAGAUUGAAUUUGCCGUACAUGGAGACCAGCGCCAAAGAUCCACCGCAAAAUAUCGACGGCGCUUUUCACGAGGUGGUGCGCAUCAUACGGAACCAUCCUAAAGAAUUAUCCGAGGACCGUCGCCGCCGACGUCCUAAAUGCUUAAUCAUGUAAAUCACAAUGUCUUGCCAACAUCAUAUUAUUGUGAAAGUGCCUGAAGAAAUGAAAACAAAUGUCAAAUUUAGCAUAAGUCAAAAAUAAAAAAAUAAUCCUAAUUUAUAACCAGCGAUAUUAGUAUUUUAAGUCAA